Molecule: messenger RNA, 2109 nt
Organism: Neocloeon triangulifer
Lineage: Eukaryota; Metazoa; Arthropoda; Insecta; Ephemeroptera; Baetidae
Product: ubiquitin-associated protein 1
Exons: 8
Coding region: 254-1765 (503 amino acids)
Biological process (GO): ubiquitin-dependent protein catabolic process via the multivesicular body sorting pathway
Cellular component (GO): ESCRT I complex
Molecular function (GO): ubiquitin binding
Source: RefSeq, a predicted model, not a curated record
AGAUGACUUGACACCCCUUCGUAGUAAUUUCGCAUAAACGGUGGCUAAAAUGCAUUAUUUUUGGAUUUGAUGUGUGCGUGUGACGAGCAAGAACCAGAAUUUCUUGGCCACGGGAUCAGUUUUGAACAUUAGCCGAGGGCGUCACGUUCUUGAGUCAUAUUCUACAAUCUUCCAGCUAAUGAUGGACUUCAGAAAGUGAAAUUGGAAGGCCGCAAUCCGCUUUAUAAGGUCUGGCGCAAUCCCGCAAGUCGCCAUGGCCUACAACAAGCACGACAUCCAAGAUGUUACAUCUUACAUGGAUGGGGUUCCAGUUAAGAUCAGUGAAAAGUUCCGACCACCAAGAAAGGUCACCCUGCCGGUAGGUUUCAUGACACGUCUUGAAACUACCCUCGAGAGCACUUUGCAAGAUACGAGUUUCGACUUUUCCCUUGCAAGAAGUGUGGCCAAAAACAGUGGCUACCGAAAAGCCCAGAAAGAAAUAGUUCGAGAGGAGCGACGAGCACGAAUUGCUCAAGGGGAGCAGCUUUUGCGUCAGCAAAGAGACAAGGAGCUUACAGAUCAACUUGAGAAGCUUAAUAUGAAAAUGGAAAAGGCUGAGAUUGAGUGCAAGGCUAAGGAAUCAACCCCACCUGUUUCACCAGUGACAAAGACUGUGCCCGAAAUUCAUCAACAGGUUCAGCCAAAUGUUGGCCCUCAACUAUCGACAGCCAUUCUCACCCCUGUCCUCCUGGCUGCUCCCAAAAACAGUUCUGAAAGCAAAACCAACUCCAACUCUUUCAACUUCAAAGACUUUGAGAAUGACACCUCAAGCCCUUUUGAUAAUGUCGAGUUGAAGACCAUCAACGAUUUGGAGGAAUUGGCUCACGUUCUGCAUUUGGAAGCGCCACCUGCUGCCAAUCCAGCGCCUAGCUACAAUUUUGACUCAAGAAACAACAACUCCUAUGCAGAAUCUCGCUACUUUUAUCCUCCCCAAGCCCCAACGCCAGGGUCUGCAGCUUCGAAUCAGUUUUACUACCCCCAGCAGCAGACGUGGUCCUACCCUCACCCCUACAAUCACACAUCAUCGACGAAAGAAAACCACCCUUUCCCAGCAACUGUUUACAGUCAAGCUAACGAUGUUCGAUAUCAUUUCCCUUCCGCUGCUGCCUCUCACGAAUCAUCAGCCAGAACAUCAAAAAGUGUGCCUGAUAUCAUGGAGGAGUUACAAAAAGAAGCCACAACUAGUCGGACAGCGGCUGUCCAGGUGCCCCGUGUCGAAGCCUUCAAAACAGAAACUCAUAACUCAUUUAGACCAGCAAGCUUUGGAUCGACUGGUCUUGAGAACUGGAAGCCAUGGCCUGAUCUUGACAGUCCUGCAGAAACUCCGAGCGGCGAUAGCCCACCACCAGCAGCUCCUGUGGUCACUCGGGCUGCCGGAAACACUUUGGAACGUUUAAAUCCAGAAGCCCAAAAACUUGCCAGGCAAAUCAGCGAAAUGGGAUUCCCUGUUGCCAAGGUGGUGAGAGCGUGCAAAAUAAUUGGCGAAGACCACAAGAAAGUGGUAGAUUUCCUACUGCAAGUGCAAGCACUGGAGGAAAAAGGUUUCCCUGACACCAAGGUUGAGUACGUGCUGGGCACCCUGAAGCUGGACGAGCAACGAGCGCAGCAGUUUUUGCCAGUCUUUGUUCAGCUCGUCGAUUUAGGCUUUGCGGAAGAAAAAGUGUCGGCAGCCCUCAUUCAGUCGGGUUGCGAUCGUGACAAAGCUCUUGAUGCACUCCUUUCCUAAUUUUAUCCACUUGAUCUAUUUAUUUUCAUCCCCCAGCUCAAUUGAGGGUGCAUAUUGUAAGCAAUGAUUUUCUCGUGCCACAUUCCUCUCUUACAAGAUUCUUUAUGAGCCAUCACAAUACUUUUUAACUUAAGGGAAUAUAAAUGAUUCGUCAAUAUGAGAUUUGGUAGAACGCCUUGAUUUUUGGCAAGUAUGUGUUGCAAGGAGGAAGUAAAAUGUUAUUACUGAAGUAUUUUGAGAAGAAGUCCGUGAUGUAAAAAGAUCAUAUAUUUUACUCCCAAAGAAUCUGAUUUUGAGCUUCUUGUGAUUUCGCAUUAUAUGCUUAAAAGAAAUAAAAUUUCAUA